Messenger RNA from Syngnathus typhle (broad-nosed pipefish), 774 nucleotides. RefSeq names its product coiled-coil domain containing 12 (gene ccdc12). The transcript has 7 exons. The record is from RefSeq and is a predicted model, not a curated record. The coding region runs from base 48 to 542 and encodes 164 amino acids. Lineage: Eukaryota; Metazoa; Chordata; Actinopteri; Syngnathiformes; Syngnathidae. Gene Ontology annotation, cellular component: U2-type spliceosomal complex; post-mRNA release spliceosomal complex.
UUUGUAAUAGAUUACCGAACUACGGAGCGGCGUGUGAGGGGCUAAACAUGGACAAAAAUAUCGGGUCCCUCCAGGAACAAGCCCUGAAGCGAAAAGAGAGAUUGAAAGCGUUGAGAGAUAAACAAAUCCACGGGCGAGAAGAGGAAGAUGGUGAGCCAGAGCAUAAAAAAGCUUCAUUGGAAGAGGAAGAACCGGAGCAGAGACACAAGGACCUGAAGUUGAGAAACUAUACUCCAGAGGAUGACGUGCUAAAAGAGAGGCAGGUCCCCAAAGCCAAACCGGCAUCAGUGGAGGAUAAAGUCAAAGACCAGUUAAACGCAGCCAAUCCCGAGCCCAUCAUUGAAGAAGUGGAUUUGGCUAACUUGGCUCCAAGGAAACCAGACUGGGAUCUCAAGCGGGACGUGGCAAAGAAACUGGAGAAGCUGUCAAGGAGAACACAAAGGGCCAUCGCUGAACUGAUUCGCGAUCGUUUGCGAGGCAGCGAGGAGGAGUUGGCCGGUGUGGUGGGAGCGGUACAAGCAGAACAGGAAGACUCGGACUGAUUAGAAGAUAAGCCACAGUGGAAAAUGUGAAGAUCGAGGAAGGGCGCCAAUUCUUCGGAUUGUUUGUCACAGCUGGAAACUUUGUCCAGGCUUGCCCUGCGUGUUUUUUUUUUUUUGUAUCAUGCUUAUACAAUUGUACAAUCUGUAUAUGUGGUUAAAUUGUAAACAGCCUGGCUGAACCUUUCAUAUUUGCGGUUGUAAUACGUUUUAAAUAAAAGUAAACUACACCUUG